CGGUGGCGGAGGUGCCUAACACUCUUUUCAGCCCUCAGCCGACAGUUCAACGUAGCCUGUACUGUUCGACGGUUGCUUGUCCGCGGACACGUUGUGUUUUCUAACCGCCGUUCACUUCAAACAGUUUUUCCGCGUUCAAUGAAUAACACAAAAACCCUUCUGAAUCAUAAAUGGAUUCUUUAAAUCACAAUGUUCCAACUUACAUUCCGGUAAACAUGUUACAUCGACAUACAUUUUGGAGUAACGAUCCAGUUGCUUUGUGUUAGUGAACGAAGAUUGUCGUUUCGGCGAACGAAUUUUCUCCAAUUAAUUAUCUGCGGUGACAAGGAAACAUGUAAAGCGAUGAUAUUUUUUGUUAUUCCAAGGUUCGAGUCGGAGCGGAAUAUGUUUGAAAACGCUGCGGUGUCUGUUGCGUUCAAAGAUGUCGAGGAAGAGGCCCUAGUAUGAACCACGCCAACGCAUUCAAAAUUCUGAUACUGUUGCUGAACCUCGGUAAUCUCGAGUCGGUCACGGUGGUGAACCAUCAUCCGGACGAAGAGUAUUUUCUGGAACACGAGGUCCUUUACGAAGAUGCGAUUGCCGAGGCGAAGAAGCUGAAAGUUUACCCCGGACCCAUCCCAGGAUGCAAGCCUUGCACGAGGCCAGAAAUAACUUACUGCGAAGAUGAAAGUGUUAUAAAUGAUCAUUGUUGUUGCGAUGGUAGUGUCAACGAGGUAUUCCCUUUCGUCAAGCACACUUGUCGCGUGGGACCAGAAGAAUGUAAAGUGCACGCCGGGGACUGUGCUGAAUACGCGAGGUUACGGGAAUGCUGUUGUCAUUCUUACUUAGCUUCUUACUGGAAAUAUUUGGCGAAUAAUGCACAGUCCUAUGCAGACACGUGUCUUACAAAGUUCCUGGCGAUAUUAGUGGUGCUCCGCUUACUCUUAUAGCCGAUACAAAUACCAAAUAUAUUGUAUAAUACGAAUAAUUGUAAUAAAUUAUUUUUUCAUGGAAGUACCGAGGAUACAACAAAAUGGAAUUUGUAAAUGAUCGAUAACAAUUUAAGAAACAUAAUGAAUUCAAUUGAAAUAUCAUAUUUGUACUUUUUUACAGAAAAAGGAUGAGUCGCGAAACAAUGUGUUUAGUUCGAUAAAACGAGAUACACCGUGUAUAACUGUUUACUUAAAAGUUCUCUUUAAGAUUAAUGAGGUACCUUUCUUUAUCAAUAUAUGCUGUUGCAAAAAAUUUUGGAGUUUUAGAUUAUUCCACAUUCACUAUUUACAUGCAUAUUAAAGAUUUGUAAACUUUUAGAAAUUCUUAACAAACAUUCAGUUCUUAAUAAGACAAUGAAUAUAGUACAAUUAAGUAUGUAAAUCUUUGAGUAAGUAAACAAUUCGUAUCGAGUAUCAUUAUUUUUCUUAUAAAAGUCUCUAAUUCUAUUUAUUUUAUUUUUAAUCUUUUUGCUUUUUAUUUUGUUAAAUAUCUUUUACAAAAUACAUUUCCAGCCGUGAGAGUACUGUCGUUAAAAUGAAUUGCCAUAAGUAUUCGUAAAAGUUACUAAAAGUUCACAAUACAGUAAACAACAACGUAGUGACCCCAAACUUUUAGGCGACAGCAUGAUUGAAACUAGGUUAUUGUAAUAUUAUUAUGUUUUCCAAGUAUCAAUGCGAUAUGACUACGAAGACCAAAAAUUGUUUACAUAUUUGUGAGGAUUUUUAUUUGCUUCAAGCAAUGUAAAAGAAACAUUAGUAUAUACUAUGUACAGAAACAAUAUGAGUCUUAUCAAUCUAUUAAAUAUACAUAUAUGUAUUUAGAAAAUGUUUCAAGUAUUUUUUGUGACAUAUAAUGUAAAAAGAAAAUACAAAAAGUGUAAAAGAAUAUAUUUCUGUAAUUUAUUCAGAACUGCGUAAUUCCAUGAGAAUUCAUGUGAUUCAACCUUCUAUUGUAGCCGUAUUCACGUCUGACGCAACCAUACAUGUUACAUGAGAUUAUAAAUCAAUUAUUUUACCAUGCUACAUUUAGUGCAGAAAUUAAGCGUAAAAGUACUUAAUUUUGAGGAAUGAACAGGCCUGUUGCACACAGUACUAUGAAAAAGGAAUUUAUAUGUAUUUAAAUGAUAUUAUUAAUUGUAGUCAGUUAAUGUCUCAAUAAACGAGUGUCCUUUUAUAUCAUACAUAUAAAAUGUAUACAAUUUCGUAAUAUGUGUUACAUAUUCAAUAUUUAGGAGAAUUGUAAACAUUUGUAAAAUUGUUUUGUUACGUUGUAUAUUGUAAUGUAUAACACAAGGAUAGGCUAUACAAUUUGCAAUUACUCAACUUGGACUGCAAAACGAAGUUGAGACCGUUUCAUUAAUUAAUUCAGCUUUUUAUUAUGAUCAUCUCCGUAUCUGAUAUUCGAAUAUGUGCAUAUCAUACAGUAUGUGCCAGUUUAAGUGGCAUUAAAAGGAAAUAACAAUCAAUUGUACAAACAAAGCAACUGAAGUAUGCAAUUAUGGAGCACUUAUCGUUGAAAAUAACUGUU
Messenger RNA from Nomia melanderi (Alkali bee), 2499 nucleotides. RefSeq lists its product as uncharacterized. NCBI's taxonomy places the organism in Eukaryota, Metazoa, Arthropoda, Insecta, Hymenoptera, Halictidae. The record is from RefSeq and is a predicted model, not a curated record.